This is a messenger RNA of Ogataea philodendri, 1653 nucleotides long. RefSeq lists its product as uncharacterized. The transcript has a single exon. Gene Ontology annotation, molecular function: protein serine/threonine kinase activity; ATP binding. NCBI's taxonomy places the organism in Eukaryota, Fungi, Ascomycota, Pichiomycetes, Pichiales, Pichiaceae. Bases 1 to 1653 code for a protein of 550 amino acids. Gene Ontology annotation, cellular component: cytoplasm. Gene Ontology annotation, biological process: protein phosphorylation; intracellular signal transduction. The record is from RefSeq and is a predicted model, not a curated record.
AUGUCAGAAGCAGAUCCCCAUCACCAUCAUCACCAGUCCGGGACGCCGAACCGGAUCGGUAAGUACCAGAUUGUCAAGGAUUUGGGCGAAGGGUCGUUUGGUAAGGUCAAAUUGGCCUAUCAUACGGCCACUGGUCAACGAGUGGCCCUCAAGAUGAUCAACAGAAAAACCCUCUCCAAGUCAGACAUGCAGGGUCGAAUUGAGCGGGAGAUUUCGUAUUUAAGGCUUCUGAGACACCCGCACAUCAUCAAGUUGUACGACGUGAUCAAAAGCAAGGACGAAAUCAUCAUGGUUAUCGAGUUUGCGGGCAAGGAGUUGUUUGAUUACAUUAUCCAGAAUGGACGCAUGAAGGAGGACCAGGCCAGACGGUUUUUCCAACAAAUCAUUGCGGCGGUUGAUUAUUGCCAUCGUCACAAAAUCGUGCAUAGAGAUCUCAAGCCGGAGAAUUUGUUGCUUGACGACCAGUUGAACGUGAAGAUUGCCGAUUUCGGGCUGAGUAACAUCAUGACCGACGGAAACUUCUUGAAAACCAGUUGCGGGUCGCCAAACUAUGCUGCUCCGGAGGUGAUUUCGGGCAAAUUGUACGCUGGUCCCGAGGUGGACGUCUGGUCCUGCGGUGUCAUAUUGUACGUGAUGUUGUGUGGUCGAUUACCGUUUGACGACGAGCUGAUCCCCGCAUUGUUCAAGAAGAUCAGCAACGGUGUGUACACGCUGCCGCACGACUUGUCGGACGGCGCGAAACAUUUGCUGACGAAAAUGCUGGUGGUGAACCCGCUCAACAGAAUCACAAUCAAGGAGAUUCUAGAAGAUGAAUGGUUCAAGGUCGAUCUGCCAGAGUACCUGCUGAACCAGGACGAGCCCGAGAGAAAGUUCAAGUUGGAGGACGUGGACGAGAAGGUGGUGAACGCAUUGUCGAUCGCCAUGGGCUACUCGCGCGAAGAAAUCAUCGACGCUAUCAAGAUCGGCCGCAAGCCAGAAACACAGGAAAUUUUGGAUAGCUACCAACUGGUGAAGGACAACAAGGUUCUUGUGGAGGACAUCAACAAACAGGCACAGUCGAGCAACUUGGCAGACCCGCUCAAUCCAAGAUGGCGCACCCCAACCAAUAUCGAGUACUCCAAGCAGGACAGCACCACAAACUACACCCCUAGUUCCACGAUUGCCAUUUUGACGUCGUCUCUCCCGCAAAUCCACAGAGCAUACAUGGUGCAGUCGCGACCGGAGCUGGCGUCGAUCCAGCCGAUCUCCACCAAGAAGUCGAAGACCAGAUGGCAUUUUGGUAUCCGUUCGAGAUCGUAUCCGUUAGACGUUAUGGGAGAAAUCUACCGUGCAUUACAGAACCUGGGAGCCGAGUGGGCCCGGCCAUCCGAAGAAGAGUUAUGGACAAUCAAAGUCCGCUGGAAGUACGUUGUUCCCGACAAUUCACAAGACGCCGACCUGAUGAAGAUGCAGAUCCAGCUGUUCCAAUUGGAACCAAACAAUUAUCUGGUUGACUUCAAGUUUGACGGCUGGGAGUCGUCGAGUCCGUCCACGACCGCCACUUUAGAGGACAGGCAGCACGACUCCGACGAGAUUUCGUCCUUCAGCGCAUACCCAUUCCUCCACCUGGCCACCAAACUCAUCAUGGAGCUUGCUGUCAACAGUCAAGGUUAA